Didymosphaeria variabile is the source of this 1329-nucleotide messenger RNA. RefSeq lists its product as uncharacterized. The coding region runs from base 1 to 1329 and encodes 442 amino acids. Gene Ontology annotation, molecular function: oxidoreductase activity. The transcript has 2 exons. NCBI's taxonomy places the organism in Eukaryota, Fungi, Ascomycota, Dothideomycetes, Pleosporales, Didymosphaeriaceae. The record is from RefSeq and is a predicted model, not a curated record.
AUGUCGGCAAAAGAGGCGGCCGAGAACUCAGAAAUCGUAUGGGAAAUCAUUGAAAUGGCUAUGAAAUACUCCGAAGAUGAAACUGCAUCAAUACCGGCUGGCGAAAGCCUGUACGAUUUCUUCAAGAAAAAGGUGCCGGAAUUGAUACCUCAAGAAAUGGAGGGCGACAAAGAGGUGGAGAGCAAACGAAAGACUGUGUUGGAAAUGUCUGAGAUGUGGGGUGCUUUUGUCGGCAGCCCGAUCGAAAGACAAAGUCUCAAGUUCUUCUGGUUAGAGGAAUGUAUCGAUGGGGAGAAUUUGUUCGUUGCGGAAACAUAUCAUAAGGUUCUAAAGCGAAUAGCAGAACCUGCGUCGAAACGCGCGGACAUUAAGUUCGGGCAUAAGGUGCAGAAAGUAGUAUCCUCUGGGACCGAGAAAGAGCCGAGUGUGGAGGUACAUGUUGAGGGGCUUCAAAACAUGAUUUUCGAUGAGGUCGUCAUGACCACUCCUCUUGGAUGGCUGAAGAAAAACGAAGGUGCUUUUAAACCCGAGCUCCCGGAAAGGCUCAAGCAAGCCAUAUCCUCGAUCGGCUAUGGGCACCUGGACAAGGUGUAUAUUACCUUCCCAACCGCUUUCUGGAACGAAUCUACUUCCAAUGACCUCACUACCACGAAGUCUCACGAUCUUUCCAUCCCCAACGUGACAGCUACGACAGCUCCAAUACAUCAAUCGCACACUACAAAAGAAACAACCGUCGAUCCAGCUCACUACCCAGGCUUCACUCACUGGACGAAGCCUACCUAUGCGGGCCCAUCAAAUCCAUCCCAAUGGCCCCAAGAAGCCAUGAACCUAGCGGCCCUUCGCUCUCCAACCGCCCAUCCAACUCUCCUCUUCUACACAUACGGACCCACCUCCCUCCACAUUGCUUCGCUCCUAAAAACGCAUGCACCUCCCAUCGUAGAUCCAGACGAGGCCACUCGGAAAGUCCUCACCGACUUCCUCCACCCCUACUUCUCGCGACUGCCGAACUACUCGCCUAGCGACCCCUCACAUCAACCUUCGCGCAUUCUCGCGACAACCUGGGCAAACGACGAGCUCGCUGGCCACGGCAGCUACUGCAAUUUCCAGGUUGGACUGGAGGCUGGAGAUCGCGACAUUGAGACCAUGAGGAGAGGUGUGCCUGAAAAAGGGCUCUGGCUUGCCGGUGAGCAUACGGCGCCUUUCGUGGCGUUGGGGACGGUGACCGGGGCGUAUUGGGCGGGAGAAGGGGUUGCGAGAAGGAUUGUAAGGGCUUGGGGUAUUGAUGGGAAGAGUGGGGAGGCGAAUGGGCAUGCGAAUGGAAAAAUGUAA